CAGCGCUGGAUGGGCGGGGCGUGUCCGGAAUACGGGCGUGUAAAAACAAACGCUGCUCCCGCAGAAAACUUCCUCCUUCCGAAGUUGUAAAGAGGCGCUGGCGACGGAGCCGAAGCCGCUCUGGCUGCUGUUACUGCUUUAAUUUUCUUUAUUUAAAGGGGGAGCAGUUGCUGGAGCUGAGCUGUAGCAGCCCCCCCCCAGUUUGCUCAUUUUUACCUUUGGUGGGCCAUCCAUUGAGGAUGACAAUGGAAGAGAUAAAGAAUGAAGCUGAGACAAGUUCGAUGGUCUCUAUGACAUUAUAUGCAGUUAUGUAUCCAGUCUUCAACGAGUUGGAGAGGAUAAACCUGUCCGCGGCUCAGACUCUAAGAGCAGCUUUCAUCAAGGCAGAGAAGGAGAACCCUGGGCUCACUCAGGACAUAAUCAUGAAGAUCCUGGAAAAGAAAAACAUGGAAAUCAACUUCACAGAGUCACUGCUUCGCAUGGCUGCGGACGAUGUGGAAGAGUAUAUGAUUAAGAGACCAGAGCAGGAGUUCCAGGAUUUAAAUGAAAAAGCCAGAGCGCUCAAACAGAUCCUCAGCAAAAUUCCAGAUGAAAUCAACGACCGAGUGCGCUUCUUGCAGACCAUAAAAGAUAUCGCCAGCGCUAUAAAGGAGCUACUGGACACAGUCAACAACGUCUUUAAGAAAUACCAAUAUCAGAACCGCAGGGCUCUUGAGCACCAAAAGAAGGAGUUUGUGAAAUAUUCCAAAAGCUUCAGCGACACUCUCAAAACCUACUUCAAAGAUGGAAAAGCGAUUAACGUCUUCAUCAGUGCCAACCGGCUCAUCCACCAAACCAACCUGAUCCUGCAGACCUUCAAAACUGUUGCCUGAGCGGGAGAGUGUUUGAGUGAGAGAGACAAAGUGAGAGUGAGAGUUCUGAGUGAAAUUUAGGCCCACUUCUAUGUAAAAUACAGGAUUUUUCUUUCUCUAUAUUGUUUCUUUUUGAGUAUAAUUUAUGAAGGUGGAAUUUGGAAAGAUGGAGUAGAUGUUUCUGAGGAAAUGUAAUUUUUGUUGUAUUCCAAAUCAUGAUUUCACUACUCAGCUUCAAAAUCUUGAUUUUAUAAUUACUGUUCUGUUCAAAUGAAGCCAAAAUACGUAAAGACUGCGCCUUAAAGCGUCCUGCAACAUUCCACUUGUCCACCGGUCCGUAUGUGCACCUGUCCACUGUGUAAAUAAUCCUGCUGUCUGUGAUGAUCUGGCAGAAAGAAGAAGAAAAGGUCAAACUUGUAUAUUUAACAAAUAUUUGGUUGCAAAUGUUCAAUAAAUAGUUUCCAAAUGUU
Astyanax mexicanus (Mexican tetra) is the source of this 1321-nucleotide messenger RNA. It is a transcript of the gene pdcd10b, whose product is annotated as programmed cell death 10b. Gene Ontology annotation, cellular component: FAR/SIP/STRIPAK complex; Golgi apparatus. NCBI's taxonomy places the organism in Eukaryota, Metazoa, Chordata, Actinopteri, Characiformes, Acestrorhamphidae. Bases 240 to 872 code for a protein of 210 amino acids. Gene Ontology annotation, molecular function: protein kinase binding. The record is from RefSeq and is a predicted model, not a curated record. Gene Ontology annotation, biological process: regulation of Golgi organization; positive regulation of MAP kinase activity. The transcript is spliced from 8 exons.